AUGAGUCGGUUUGCCACCCUGUUUGGACUGCUUGCGCUGACCGCACAUCACGCACUCGCCGACUGGCAGUACCGCUCACGGCCGGACCUCUCGCCGCCGCGCCUCAACAUCACCAUCCCCGCCACCGACGACGUCGCGCCCGGCUACAUCUUCGUGACGCCGUACCCGGCAUCCAACGGCCCGCACGCCGCCCCCGAACAGCCCGCCGCGUACAUCUUCCGCAACGACGGGGACCUGGUCUGGAGCAGCCUCGGCUACUUUGCCGGCUGGGUGGGCAACUUCCAGGUGACAAAGUACAGGGGGCAGGCGGUGCUGCAGGCGUUCCAGGGCACGCUCGACCCGCUCCACGGCCACGGCUACGGCACGGUAGCACUGCUCGACGAGACGUACCGCCCCGUUGCCAGCCUGCAGAGCCUGCACAAGUUGGUGUCGAUCCACGAGUUUCGGAUUGUCAACGAGAAGACGGCGCUGGUCGAGAUCUACCAGCCCACGCCGUACAAUCUCGGGCCGUACGGCGGCGCCGAGGACCAGCAGUGGAUUGUCGACGGCGUGUGGCAGGAACUCGAUAUUGAGACCGGCGAGCUGCUGUUCGAAGGGCACUCGCUUGAUUUUGCCGAUCCCGCCGACAGCGCCACCCCCCUCCGCGGCAGCACGGGCACCACGAGCGGCGAGGCGUGGGACUACUUCCACCUCAACAGCAUCGACAAGGACGACGAAGGCAACUACCUGUUGUCAGGCCGGCACACGAGCACCAUCUACAAGGUAUCCGGGCGCGACGGCACACUGAUCUGGCAGCUGGGCGGACGCAACUCGUCCUUUACCCUGCUUCCCCGAACCAACAACAACAACAACAACAACAACAACAACAACAACGACAACCCAGAAGAAAGCAGCACCGCGUUCGCCUUCCAGCACGACGCGCGCUUCCUGGGGCGCUCGGCCGCCGGCGCGCUAGAAACCAUUUCCUUCUUCGAUAACAGCGCUGCUAGCUCUUCGUCGCCGUCGGCGUCAUCGUCGAGCGCGCGCAUCGUGCAGCUGAACCACACGGCUGUGCCCCGCACGGCGCGCGAGCUGCACCGCUUCCGCGCGCCCGGCGGCCUGGCCGCUGCCUCGCAGGGCAACGCGCAGGUGCUGCUAGCAGAAAACGGGGACGCGGGCGGCGUGUUCGUCAACUGGGGCAGCUGCGGCGCGGUGUCCGAGUUUCGAGCCGGUGCCGAUGGUGGCAAUGAUGUAGCGCCCGUGUUCCACGCGUUCCUAGACGCCGCGGGCGCCGUGCAGAGCUACCGCGGCUUCCGCUUCGCGUGGGCGGGCCGCUCGCGCGAGGCGCCGGCGCUGGUGGCGCUCUGGGGCCGGGAAGCGGGCAAGGCUGUGGCGCAUGUCUCGUGGAACGGCGAUACGGUAGCCCGCGAGUGGGUGUUUUAUGCCGAGGCGGUGGGAGAGGAGGGAGCCGUAGCGCGUAGGCUAGGGGCUAAGCCGAAGCUGUCGUUUGAGACUACGUUUGAGGUUUCGGAGGAGGCCGUGAAGGUGUUGGGGUCGCGGUUUGUGGUUUUUGCGGUCGCGCUGGACGCUGCCGGCGAGGUCGUUGGGCGGUCGGGAAAGGUGCCUGUCAGGGAUGAUGUCCACGGAGGAGCUGGACAGGAGAAUGGGUUUGAUGCGGUAAUUCAAGGGGCGGUUGAGCAGUCGGUUUUCGGGGACUCUGUGGCUGGCGACGGCGACCUUUAA
Molecule: messenger RNA, 1722 nt
Organism: Lasiosphaeria miniovina
Lineage: Eukaryota; Fungi; Ascomycota; Sordariomycetes; Sordariales; Lasiosphaeriaceae
Product: ASST-domain-containing protein
Exons: 3
Coding region: 1-1722 (573 amino acids)
Source: RefSeq, a predicted model, not a curated record